AUGCGCUGGUGCCGACCCCCAUCAGGAUUUGGACCAACGACCCCCAACCUCGGGCUGGCUGUCUCCCCCCGCGGCGCUCUUCAAGAAGUCCUGCUGGUGGAUGGAGAGACUUCUGUUGUUACAAAUGGAGACAGCAAGAAGCUGACUUCCGCUGCUUACACAGACUCCAAGCAAGAUUUCACAUGUGGAUCAGGGGCAAAAUGUAUAUUAUUGAAAAAUUGUAAGCUUGUAAGGCAACUUAUGAACAAAAAUUGCUUAGCUAAUAACAGAUUGAGAGAGAUAACUUGUGGCUACUCAGGGGAUGAAACCUCUGGUCUGCUGUCCAACAUCUGCCAUCAACAGUCCUGA
Molecule: messenger RNA, 348 nt
Organism: Homalodisca vitripennis (glassy-winged sharpshooter)
Lineage: Eukaryota; Metazoa; Arthropoda; Insecta; Hemiptera; Cicadellidae
Exons: 3
Coding region: 1-348 (115 amino acids)
Source: RefSeq, a predicted model, not a curated record